AUGUCGCUGUGCAAGUCCUACGGCAAAGACCAGGUUAUCUUCGCCACCAAGGAAGAUCACGCAACACCCAGCACGAUCGUGCUUCCCGAAUCAGAACCGCGGCAAGGACUGAUAUUGGAAAAUGGGGACAUCAACUGGAACUGCCCAUGCCUGGGCGGGAUGGCAAUAGGUCCGUGUGGAAACGAAUUCCGAGAGGCAUUCUCGUGCUUUCAUUACAGCCAAGCUCAACCUAAAGGAUCGGACUGCUACGAAGCAUUCAGUACAAUGAACGAGUGUAUGAGGGACUAUCCGGGGGUUUAUAAACAAAAUCAGAAUGAAGAUGAGGACGACGAUGGUGGAGCCGGUGUAGCAAGCAUGAUUACCGACGAUGGCGAGGAAGAAGACGACGUUGAGGAACCAUCUGCUAAGACGGAGUCGGAUUCAAAAGCAGUAGAAACUAAAGCGAAAUAGUUUACAUUAGACACAGAGAGCAUUAUGUUAUUCAAUAAAACUUAGGCGCUGAUAGUGUUCCAUUAAGUCCUUGUUGGCUUCA
Molecule: messenger RNA, 532 nt
Organism: Anopheles coustani
Lineage: Eukaryota; Metazoa; Arthropoda; Insecta; Diptera; Culicidae
Product: mitochondrial intermembrane space import and assembly protein 40-B
Exons: 2
Coding region: 1-450 (149 amino acids)
Biological process (GO): protein import into mitochondrial intermembrane space
Cellular component (GO): mitochondrial intermembrane space
Molecular function (GO): protein-disulfide reductase activity
Source: RefSeq, a predicted model, not a curated record